Molecule: messenger RNA, 1263 nt
Organism: Lathyrus oleraceus (garden pea)
Lineage: Eukaryota; Viridiplantae; Streptophyta; Magnoliopsida; Fabales; Fabaceae
Exons: 2
Coding region: 274-915 (213 amino acids)
Source: RefSeq, a predicted model, not a curated record
AACACAGUGAAGUGAAAUGAAGUCGUAUGAAUUUUAUUUCAUUUAAUCGGUUAUCACCAUAUUCCACUAAAGUUCAUUUUAUAAUAUCCUACAUUUAUGGCUCCAUAAAAUCACAAUUGGUUCAGCAUGUGGGGGCAAACGUGUCUCACAGCUACCGAGAGUUGUACACUUGUUCAUAUGGUGUGGAUAAAUCUUCAAAAUGUAAUUUCAACCUAACAUUCACGGAUUCACAAUAUUCUUAUCUUAUUGCUUGGAGUUGGGUUGGAAGCAGCAAUGGCCUCUGCAAUAAAACACAUAUGUACGGUAUUACUCUCCGUCGUUCUCUUCUCCGCUUCAAGCUCCACGGCGGAGCCGCUUCCUCCUAUUUGGCCGGAGCAGUUCCAUUCCGUUCUGUUCAUGAACAAGAGCGGAAACCUCCAGAAAAUAGACUUAUGGUACGACUGGCCUAACGGUCGAAACUUCAACAUCAUCCAGGAUCAACUCAACGAAGUCGCCGUUUACGAUCUGGAAUGGACCAACGGUACCUCUUUCGUCUACACUCUCCACCCCUCCGACCGCCACUGCAAGAUCCUCUACCCUGGCGUCGGUAUUCUCCGCCGUAAUUGGCUUGACGGUGCUACCUACUUAGGUCAAGAAAAAAUUGAUAAUUUCGUCUGUAAUGUUUGGGAGAAAGUCGAUUUCAUUGUGUAUUACGAAGAAGCUGUAACUCGAAAACCUGUUAAGUGGAUCUUCUCCUCAGGAUAUACGGCACAUGUGAUGACAUUUGAGGUUGGAGCAGUGCUUGAGGAUUCGAAUUGGCAGGCUCCUGUGUACUGUUUCAAUCAGACUGAGAAGAUCUUAGAAUCUGCUGCUGUUCGUGGCGAUUCUUUUGGGAGUUUGAUGAGAGGCAAAUUUGAUGCUGUUCGUGACAUUUAAGGAAAUGGAAUAAACUGUAUAUGCCUAAUCUGUUUCUGCUUUGGAGAUGACUAAUGAUUGUUUAGUUUAGUGAGAGGCACGUCCAUUUUAUAUGGAAAAGGGCAGGCUUGUAUGUUUUGAUGUAGUAAAUCUUAGCAUCCGGAAAUUCUAUGAAGUCUGUUCUGUUGUGUGGAAAUUAUGGACUGUUUUGGUACUUUUAGCGAUUACAGAGUGUGAAGACAAACUUGAUUUGAUGGUGUAUUAUGCCAAUUGUAACCAGGUUUGUGGAUGGUUGAGUUGUUAGCAGAACCAUUUCCAAUUUAUUUGUUAGUAGUAUCAAGAAGUCGAGCAGUCAAUUUUAACAGUGUA